Molecule: messenger RNA, 797 nt
Organism: Penaeus chinensis
Lineage: Eukaryota; Metazoa; Arthropoda; Malacostraca; Decapoda; Penaeidae
Exons: 6
Coding region: 111-533 (140 amino acids)
Source: RefSeq, a predicted model, not a curated record
UACCUGGGCACUGCCAUAUAUACCCUGGUGCUGAUGAGGCUAUCAUAGCAUUCCACCGAGUGACCCAGCUACUAGAAACGUGCUUGUAACUAACUCUGAAAACAGACAGAAUGGGAGAAAAGUACGUGUUCACGAGCUGCUGCUGCGGGUGCUCCCUGCGGACGGGCGCCCUCGCCAUCGCCAUCGUCAGUCUGGUACUGUCUACUGUCGGUGCAGCUUAUGGCGCCUACGUGGGUUCAUACGGAGAGAGCGAGGGCUGGGUCGACUUCUUCAUCGACGUGGUCAACCUCCUCCUGGCGGCCAUCCUCAUCCACGGCAUUCGCACGGAGAGGAGGGAGCUCGUCCUGGCGUGGGUAUGGGGCACGGCCGUCAUGGUUUGCAUCACCAUCAUCGUGGGCAUCGUGAUCCUCGUCCUCACGCCCACCGUCCUGGGCGCCGUGAUCCUGCUGGUGGCGGCGCUGGUGCAGAUCUACUUCAUCCUGGUCGUCAGGUCCUACGCUUUCACGCUUGGAGGCCCCGUGCUGCCGUCGUGAAGGAUCCGCAGCGACGGAGAGGAGACGGGGUGAUAGAAGCAGAGCAACAAGUACGAGUGCACGUAAGAUGUAGGCACGUGUGGUGGAUAUCUACAUAGAUGCAUACAAAGUCACACACACACACACACACACACACACACACACACACACACACACACACACACACACACACACACACACACACACACACACACACACACACAUACACACAAACACACAUGCCAACUUAUCAACCCACGCAUCCAUAUUACAUCUUGGUAUGAA